Molecule: messenger RNA, 3274 nt
Organism: Synchiropus splendidus (mandarinfish)
Lineage: Eukaryota; Metazoa; Chordata; Actinopteri; Syngnathiformes; Callionymidae
Gene: tom1l2b
Product: target of myb1 like 2 membrane trafficking protein
Exons: 15
Coding region: 121-1689 (522 amino acids)
Biological process (GO): signal transduction
Cellular component (GO): endosome; membrane
Molecular function (GO): phosphatidylinositol binding; clathrin binding; ubiquitin binding
Source: RefSeq, a predicted model, not a curated record
UGGGCAGGACUUUUCGCCCAAUCGUCAGUCUUUGUGGGCGGGACCAGAUGGACGCUCUGCCUACAUCAUCACCAUCAUCAUCAUCUCGUCCAUGGACUGACUUGUUUGUUGUCGAGCAAGAUGGAGUUCCUUUUAGGGAAUCCCUACAGUACCCCUGUGGGUCACUGUAUUGAAAGAGCCACUGAUGGCUCCUUGCAAAGUGAAGACUGGACUCUCAAUAUGGAAAUAUGUGACAUUAUUAAUGAAACCGAGGAUGGGCCAAAAGAUGCUAUUAGAGCGGUGAAGAAAAGAUUGAAUGGCAAUAGGAACUAUCGUGAAGUGAUGUUGGCUUUAACGGUCUUGGAGACAUGCGUGAAAAACUGCGGCCAUCGCUUUCAUGCCCUGGUCACAAGUAGAGAUUUUGUCGAUGGUGUACUUGUAAAAAUCAUCUCUCCUAAAAACAACCCACCUACCAUUGUUCAAGAUAAAGUACUUGCCCUCAUUCAGGCUUGGGCAGAUGCAUUCAGGAGCAGUCCAGAUCUCACCGGGGUGGUCCAGGUGUAUGAAGAAUUGAAAAGAAAAGGCAUUGAAUUUCCAACGUCAGAACUGGAGACCUUGUCACCGAUACACACACCUCAGCGAUCAGCAACUGCUCCAGAAGGAGACUCCACUCUUUUUCAAUACACCACAACGCCACAGCCUGCCCCCAAUGUGGUUCCACCUGCCUAUACCACCCCGCAGGUCCCUAAUCUCGCUGCAUCUGGGUCCAUUAAUCCAACUCCUGAACAGAUCUGCCAGUUGCGCAGCGAGUUGGACGUUGUGCGUGGAAACACCAAGGUCAUGUCCGAGAUGUUAACCGAGAUGGUGCCGGGACAGGAGGACGCAUCUGACUAUGAAUUACUGCAGGAGCUGAACAGGACUUGCAGAGCCAUGCAGCAGCGGAUAGUGGAGCUCAUUUCUUGUGUGUCCAACGAGUCGGUGACUGAGGAGCUACUGCAUGUUAAUGAUGACCUCAACAACAUUUUCUUGCGCUAUGAAAGGUAUGAGCGGUUUAGGUCAGGAAGGUCUACAAAUCAGAGUGUCAACAAUGGGGUCUUGAGUGAGGCAACAGAGGACAACCUCAUCGACCUUGGUCCUGCUUCACCAGCCGUGGUCAGCAACAUGCCCAACACUGCCCCAACAGGUGUCCCCUCCUCCCUCAAAGCAUCUGCUGGUCGGCCGUCCUCCCCGGCCACACUGGCCUCCCACUUGGCCGGUCUUGAUGUGGGCGCAGACAGUGUAAGCAGCACCUUGAGCUCACUCUCCAGUUGCCGACCCCCACCUGCCCAGGAUGAUUUUGAUGUCUUUGCCCAGACCAGGACUGGUGCACUGCCUGAACCAAAUAAGACCAUUACAGCAGCAGAAGGUCGCGCUAAGGGUGACGGUCCCCCGACCCUGGACGUCCUCCAGCCCACUGCAGGAACGGAUGUCGGAGGCCAGUCCUCUGUCAUGGAUGACAUAGAGCAGUGGCUUAGUACUGAUGUGAAAGGAGAUGAUGGAGAAGAAGGUGUAACCAGUGAAGAGUUCGACAAGUUUCUGGAGGAGCGAGCCAAAGCUGCUGAGAGCGUCCCCGGUCUACCUGUGCCCCCUAGUGGCAACCCAGGUGGAUCGCAGGGAACUCCCAACCGGAAGAAGGCCGACCGACCUGAGGACAGUUUGUUCGCCAUGUAGAGCCGUCACUACCAAGCUGAGCGUCCCUUCCUGACAACAGACACUAAAACAUAUCCUGAUUUCCUCAUCACGUUCGUUUCUACCAACUCAUUCGUUUGGAUUUUUUUAUUCUGAUCAUUUGCUGCCCGAAUGGCACUUUUCCUUUGACUGGAAGGAGAUUUCCCCAGCUGCGCUAAACUCCCCUGUGCGGCUCACCAUGAUAUUUAUUGUAUCAAGCAUUUGCCCGCCUGCCUCCCGCGGACUCCCACAAGCAUGAAUGAACACCAAACGUCACUUUCCGUCUACAGUAACACUGUCGUUAUCAUUUUAGCGUCGCUGACCUCAAGCAGAAAACAAGGGUAAUAUAUUUGUUCGUAUGGUUGCUUUCAGUUCAAUUGUAAAUCUGUAAAUGACAAAUGUCAUGUGUGUAUAUUUAAGCUGUGUAUGUAAGAAGAUUUAUUGUAGAUUCUUUUGAAAGAAAAGGUUUUUUUUUUCUUUUAAAGAAAGAGCUCUUGUUGCAGCUGCUUAACCAACAGGGAAGACCUGCUGUAUCUCCACUCACAAGGGGAAGGAUCCUUUAUGAAACACUAAUUUAAGGAGUUGAAGAAGGGAAUUUAAGUUUCUGUGUUUGGCAUGAUUGUGUCUAGCAAACCUGUUUUUUGACCUUUUGGGUGCCGUCGUGGAUUUCCUGAUGCCGGUGUUUGAUAUUUUGGGUUAAUUAUGGUUGUUUAAUUGCCGGAAGCUGCUUAACUCCGUCUUCUGUUUGUGUAACUGAAGGUGAAUUAUAGAUAUAUUUUUGUGUUGUUGAAUGACCUGAGAGGAGGCUGUGAUAGCAAUGUAUCACUGUCCAGGUAUGUCCAACUUGCUUUUGCUGUUGUGAGAUUCUGUCAAAGGACCAAACUACCAAUGAUCCUUACGUCCAGGGCUGUUCUAGAGUCCAAGUGUUGUGACACUUUAUGUGGUGGUAUAAAGCUGUUGGCACAUCAUAGGAGUUUCCUUUUUUUUUCUUUAAAUGCUGACAGGCGCUGUGGACUUUGAAUCAUUUGUGGAAAUGAGCUCACUGCGGCCCAAGUUGACGUCACACUCUUGACUAAAGAAUCGGGCACGGAAUAUCCCUGUAAAUCUGGCUGGAAAUGUAGCUGAAGUCAUCAUUUUAUAGUUGCGUCAGUGUUUUAAACGAUUUAAGGGAGAAAAUAACAGACUAUCAUUGUGUGUUUUUGUGUUUUCUACAUUGCUGCUGCCUGAAUUGUGUAACAGUUCGCCACAGAAGUCGGCAACGGCUAACAAUGUAAUCUGAGGACUGGACCUUUGCGAUGCACAUUUUCAACCCUUCAUUCAGUUCCCCACUUUUGUGUCCAUGUUGUGUUUUGUUGAAUGCAGGGGGAAAAAACUUCAAUAUUCAUGUUGUCACUGUCACGUCGAUUCUGUGCCGAAUACCCUUCUGAUGCCGGAGUAAACACUAAUAAAGAAGUCGCCAUCUCGGCUCAGUUCUGCGGAGCAACGGUGUUAAUCGCUGGAUUAUCAGGGGGAACUUUGCUGGGUGGACUCAUCUCUCGUUCUCUUGUGUUUUGUUUGCUUUCUGCAUGAUCUCCAAUAAAACAUUAGC